AUGAGCAUGCCAGUGAGAGCAGAAAAUGCGAUUCGAGGCAGAGAUUUCUAUAAAGCCACUCUGACGGAUGACGGUAUAUUGAUCACCUCACAUGGGCACGUUCGCAGCGGUAGCUAUUCUGAUUACGACCGACAUUACCAUUCGACAAACGCCAGUUCCACUAGUUUGCAGAGCAUCCAAAGCAACAACACUUUUCUGGAAACCGCGUCUUUGGUAAGUUGUGUUACUUGCUUGAGCGACACAGACAACAAUGAUAGACUGCUGAGGGCAGCUAAUGUGUCCCAGGAGCAGAUCAGACAGCAAAAUGGGCAAUUAUCGGCCAAUACGGUCAUUCCGUUCAGUAGAAUCCUCAAUGCCACAUAUCUAACCAGUACUCAUAACGACUCCUCACCAGGUUUGGAUUCCGUUGGAAAUGAUAGUGAUCGCCUGACUAAAGGUACUGAUCUUAGUAACAACAGCAAGAGUGGCACUAACCAUGAUCUCGAGGACGGUGAUGGCGAUGCUGAUGACCUCGAUGACGUUGAUAUUUCACCGCUAGUUGGACACUCUUCAUUUUCGAACGCCUCGCAGAUUGAUUCAAAGAAUAACAAAGACUUCCCUCUUGUGGAAAUAACUCUGGCUAAACCGAGGAGACAUGACAUAGUACCUAAGAGACUGAUCCUUUCCCUAAAUCAGCAAUCGAAGAUUCCGAUAAAAUCAGAUAUCGUUGAAGAAAUUCUCUCAAAGAGUUACCAAAAUAUCAAGAGAGAAAGGUCUAUAUUGGUUAUAAUUAAUCCUCAUGGUGGUAAAGGAAAUGCAAAAAAAUUAUUCAUGUCAAAAUGUAAGCCAAUUCUAUUAGCAAGUAAGUGUUCGAUAGACAUGGCUUAUACGAAAUACUCUGGACAUGCUACGGAUAUAGCUCGUACCCUUGAUAUCGAUAAGUAUGAUACAAUUGCUUGCGCAUCAGGCGAUGGAAUUCCAUAUGAGGUUAUAAAUGGUUUAUUUCAAAGACCCGAUAGGGUUGAUGCUUUCAAUAAAGUGGCUGUUACGCAGCUGCCGUGUGGCUCAGGUAACGCAAUGAGUGUUUCUUGUCAUUGGACAAGUAAUCCUUCGUAUGCGGCUCUUUGUUUAGUCAAAUCUAUUGAAUCGAGAAUAGAUCUAAUGUGCUGUUCUCAACAAUCGUACUAUGCCAGUUUUCCAAGAUUAUCAUUUUUGAGUCAAACUUAUGGUGUUAUCGCUGAGUCUGAUAUUAAUACAGAAUUCAUUAGAUGGAUGGGACCAGCAAGAUUCGAAUUAGGUGUCGCAUUUAAUGUUUUACAAAGGAAAAAAUAUCCAUGUGAUAUCUACGUUAAAUAUGCUGCGAAGUCAAAAAAUGAGCUGAAAAUUCACUACUUAGCUUAUAAAAACCGUGAUGACACUAAUGACAAUAAUGAAAAUGAUAUUGAAAAUGAUAUUGAAAAUGGAAACAGGGAUGGAAGUGGAACUGGGAGCGAAGGUAGCAGUAAAAAGAGAAUGGUAACAGAAAUGGAUUUCAAGUUGAAAUAUCCACUCGAUAAUGGAAUCCCUCAGGAUUGGGAAAAAAUAGAUCCAAGUAUCACCGAUAACUUGGGAAUCUUUUAUACCGGUAAAAUGCCGUAUAUUGCUGCUGAUACAAAAUUUUUCCCUGCUGCAUUACCUUCCGACGGAGCUAUGGAUCUUGUUAUAACAGAUGCGAGGACACCAGUAACACGAAUGGCCCCAAUUUUACUUGGCCUCGAUAGAGGCUCUCAUGUUUUACAACCGGAAGUUAUUCAUUCUAAAAUCGUCGCUUAUAAACUGAUACCGAAAAUAACAAGUAGUUUAUUCUCAGUCGAUGGGGAAAAAUUUCCAUUAGAACCAAUGCAAGUUGAAAUUUUGCCUGGUUUAUGUAAAACUUUACUAAGGAAUGGUUCUUUUGUUGAUACAGAAUUUGAUUCUAUUUGA
Messenger RNA from Zygotorulaspora mrakii, 1941 nucleotides. It is a transcript of the gene LCB5, whose product is annotated as sphinganine kinase LCB5. Gene Ontology annotation, biological process: sphingosine biosynthetic process. Lineage: Eukaryota; Fungi; Ascomycota; Saccharomycetes; Saccharomycetales; Saccharomycetaceae. The coding region runs from base 1 to 1941 and encodes 646 amino acids. Gene Ontology annotation, cellular component: intracellular membrane-bounded organelle; membrane; cytoplasm. The record is from RefSeq and is a predicted model, not a curated record. The transcript has a single exon.